AUGCAUCGUGUUGGCUCCUGGAGCCUCGAUGACCCUGAUUCAGCGAGCAUGAAGCACCCAUCGAGGUCACCGGGACUUGAGAUUGCUAUGGCACUGUUCGGGAUGGUCUGGCUGCUGCGUGUUCGCUCAGAGAUGCGCCGGUGCUCAAAAUGCCGGCACGAGGAGAUUCUGGCGGCUCAGCAGCAGCAGCAAGAACAGCAGCAGCAACAGCAACAACAGCAGCAGCUGCAGCAGCAACAACACCAUCACCUUCACCAUCAUCCUCAUCACCAGCAACGAACGCUGUCGCAGACUACCAGUCUGUUACAGACUCCUGAGGACGGAGUUAGCUCCUCAGCGAAUACUUUGUUCACUUUGGACACGCCUGGUGCUGCUGGUUCCGCCGGAAGUUACUGCGAGGUCCAUGGAUUCGUGCAGGCGAAAGAAGAUAUCCAGGAGUUUUACGAGCUGACGUUGCUCGACGAGUCGAAAUCGGUGCAGCAGAAAACGGCGGAGACGAUCCGCAUCGCCGACAAAUGGGAAGCCAGCGACGGGCCAAUUACACCGACCUUCGCUCAAAACGACGGUGGUCCAGCCUUCCCGGUGAACCAGACUCUGUCGAACAUUUAUGGCCGCAGGUCGGUCAGUCCUGACGUUCAGCACCACGUAGACGAAGCUCAGAAAACGCGGUACACUGGCGGAGUGGAAGAACAAUUGCCACCUCCACCAUCGCCGCCUCAGUUGAAAGAGACUGGACAAUUGGACGGAGUUCCUAGACCGAAUUCGGUCGAUCGUAUCCUUCAUCCGGAUGGCAGUCAGCACAUCUUAACUAGUCACGAAACGCUCAAUAAGAGUCACGACAGCUGGCAAGGACACGACGGCGACCAGGCACACACGCCCCUUCUUGCGGCUGACACGAGACAUGUCAAUGGAGACGAUGACUGGGAGUACGAGGAGAUCGUCCUCGAGAGGGGCGGUGCCGGCCUCGGGUUUAGUAUCGCAGGGGGCACAGACAAUCCUCACUUUGGCAACGACACCGCCAUAUACAUCACAAAACUUAUACCAGGCGGUGCAGCGUCCGCGGACGGCCGUCUCCGUGUUAACGACACGAUACUACAGGUGAACGACGUGUCCGUUGUCGACGUACCGCACGCCGCAGCCGUCGACGCACUCAAACGGGCAGGAAACACGGUUAAACUAUACGUACGACGACGAAGGCACACGCAGCUGAUCGAAAUCGAACUAAUUAAGGGUAACAAGGGACUCGGUUUCAGUAUCGCCGGUGGUAUUGGCAAUCAGCAUAUACCCGGUGACAAUGGAAUCUACGUGACGAAAAUUAUGGAGGGCGGCGCUGCUCAAGUAGACGGCCGUCUUGUUGUUGGAGACAAAUUAGUCGCUGUCAGGAACGCUCUGCAGGGCGACAAGAACCUCGAAAAUGUGACGCACGAGGAAGCGGUGGCGACUCUGAAGGCGACCCAGGAUCGCGUGGUGCUUCUCGUGGCGAAACCGGAAACCGGAAUCGUGCCCCCGCCACCACCCCCGAUGGCCUCGGACAAUUCGCUCUCGCCGCAACCACGAAAGCAAAAUGGUUCUGUGUCGGCGUUGGAGAACAACUCGACCCUGCCGUACUCGCAAGAAUCACGUCACGCGUCUUCUCUCGCUCUUCACGGGGCGGCCACGCCGCGAGCUGUUUCACAGGAGGACGUAUCACGAGAGGUGCGCACAGUCGUGCUCAACAAAGGCUCGUCCGGACUGGGUUUCAAUAUCGUCGGCGGCGAAGAUGGCGAGGGAAUUUUCAUUUCCUUCAUCCUAGCCGGGGGUCCGGCCGAUCUUAGCGGGGAGCUGCGUCGCGGUGAUCAAAUACUCAGUGUCAAUGGCAUUAAUCUUCGGACAGCUACCCAUGAAGAGGCCGCCGCAGCCCUUAAGGGUACCGGUCAGACAGUGACGAUCGUGGUACAAUACAAGCCCGAAGAUUACAACCGAUUCGAGGCUAAGAUCCAUGAUCUUAAACAACAGAUCUCCCAGCAGAAUAUGAUGACAGGCACCCUCAUGAGGACCUCACAGAAGAAAUCACUUUACGUCAGAGCGUUGUUCGACUACGAUCCAAACAAGGACGACGGUCUGCCGAGCCGCGGUCUGGCAUUCCGUUACGGUGAAAUCCUGCACGUGACGAAUGCUAGUGACGACGAAUGGUGGCAGGCUAGAAGAGUGAAUCCUCAGGGGGAGGAGGAGGGCCUUGGUAUAAUACCGUCGCGCAGACGAUGGGAACGGAAGCAACGCGCCAGGGAUCGUUCUGUCAAGUUCCAAGGUCACAUGCCGGUCAUCCUCGACAAGCAAUCGACGCUGGACAGGAAAAAGAAGAACUUCUCGUUCAGCCGAAAGUUCCCGUUCAUGAAGAGCAAGGACGACAAAUCGGAGGAUGGUUCGGACCAGGAACGGUCGCCCACGACACCCGAGAACGAAAACGAUCCUACACCAUUCAUGCUGUGCUACACCCAGGACGACACUAACACCGAAGCUCUGUCUUGGGUCGCAGGAAGUAGAGAAAUUUUGUAUCGUGUUGAACUGCCUUAUAUGGAGGAACUGACGUUAGUUUAUCUGGAAAAGGAAGAUGAUGAGAAUGAUGAAGAGCUUAGCAGCGAAGAGAACGUGCUGUCGUACGAGGCUGUCCAGCAGCUCACCAUACAGUACACUCGACCCGUCAUUAUCCUCGGUCCUCUGAAGGAUCGCAUCAACGACGACCUCAUCUCGGAAUUCCCCGACAAAUUCGGCAGCUGUGUGCCACAUACAACGAGGAGUAGAAGAGAAUACGAAGUGGACGGACGGGAUUACCACUUUGUGGCGUCGAGGGAGCAGAUGGAGAGAGAUAUUCAGAACCACUUGUUCAUAGAGGCGGGACAGUACAAUGACAAUCUUUAUGGAACCUCAGUGGCGUCCGUUCGAGAAGUCGCCGAAAAGGGAAAGCACUGUAUCCUUGACGUGAGUGGAAACGCCAUCAAGAGGUUACAGGUGGCGCAGCUGUAUCCCAUCGCCAUCUUCAUUAAACCGAAAUCCGUAGAAUCGGUUAUGGAAAUGAACAAGAGAAUGACCGAGGAACAAGCGAAAAAGACGUACGAACGAGCAUUGAAGAUGGAGCAAGAAUUCGGGGAGUACUUCACCGCCGUAGUACAAGGUGACACUCCCGAGGAGAUCUACGUGAAAGUAAAGGAAGUGAUCUCCGAGCAAUCGGGGCCGAACAUUUGGGUACCGUGCAGGGACCAGCAACUGUGACGUCCUGCCCCCCACGCUCAGCCCGGCCCGAACGCUUGGACUCUACCUCCGAGGCGUCAAGCUUAAUUACUCUUAAUAAAAUAAUCAAGUAACACUCUAACGCCCCCCUAUCCCGUCCCUUGAUCCCACUCCCACACACCCACCCAUUCAAGUAAUCCAGUGUCCCAAAUCAAACCGUUAACCGCCACGAGGCUCGUCGUAGAACUUCAAGGCGUCGCCGUUGACAAAAGUUUCCACGGGUCUGGAGAGCCCAAAAGACGAAAUCGGAAACAGUUACGAUGGAUCGAAAUAUUUGUUUCUCGAGACGUGUUCAAAACUUGUUCGCGAGUCACGUGACCGGGGGUAAACACCCACCUACAGCGUUCGCUGCGAUUAAAGAGAAUAUACUCCGAAUUAACACGCGAACGUUGACGAUCGUUAAUCGCGUGUUUCGAAGCGAUACAUCCGUUGGCCCGUUUCCACGAGCAAUCGAUAGAUGGAGAAAGAGCGAGAGAUAGGGAGAGAGAGAAAGAGCUAUCGUCUCCGGCGCAAGAGUAUAUAAGGUGUUAAUUAAAAUCCCUCCGCGUGCGCGCGCACAAAUGGAGGGUUCGUGUUAUAGUGUUAAAUACCAGAAGUGUUUCGUUGUACCACGAUGUUUUUCAUGUAUCCAACGGGUUUGUCGACCGAGAGGACAAGGAGACCAACCGACCCGUAACCCGUCUCCGCGAUGAUUUUAUUACGGAAUUCAACGACGCGAAUACACGCCGGCGAUCGAGCCCUCCCUCCUC
Dufourea novaeangliae is the source of this 4016-nucleotide messenger RNA. RefSeq names its product disks large homolog 4 (gene dlg1). The coding region runs from base 1 to 3249 and encodes 1082 amino acids. The record is from RefSeq and is a predicted model, not a curated record. The transcript is spliced from 22 exons. Gene Ontology annotation, cellular component: postsynaptic density membrane; neuromuscular junction; neuron projection. Gene Ontology annotation, molecular function: protein binding. Lineage: Eukaryota; Metazoa; Arthropoda; Insecta; Hymenoptera; Halictidae. Gene Ontology annotation, biological process: chemical synaptic transmission.